UUUCAGAUAAAAGCACACAUAUUACCAGAAUUAGAUGAUGCUGUUUCAGAAUAUGGUGCAGGUAUUACAAUUGAUAUGUGGACAGAUGAAACAAGGAACUAUCUUACCACUACUAUAUUUUAUGUUCAUAGGGAUUGGAAGUUAGUUAAAAGGGUUCUUUCGACAUCUCAGUUUGAUUCCAGUGCUGCAAAAAGUGGAGAAGCAUUCAAAAAUCUCCUGGUGGGUAAUCUCUAUGGAUUUGGAUUGGAUCCCAGUUCGAUAUGCAAUUUAGUUUAUGUAACGGUGCCAGAUCCAAUGAUUACUUCGGCUCUGAAUACUUUUAGACGUUUAGAUUGUGGUUCAGCUGUCAUUGAUAAGGUAUUAGAUAUUACAUUUGAUACUGAUUAUUUAACUAAACAAGCUCCUGAAGUCUUAAAAGUAUUAACAACUAGUACAGUAAUUGUAACCUGUAUGAAGCAGUCUGGCUUAAUUCAAGACAUUCCGUCUUCAUUUAUUAAAAAAGAAAAACAUAAAACGUGGUCUGUCAAAUUAGAAAUGCUCAUGUUUGUUCGAGAACAUUAUGAUUUGAUAAAUCAAACAGUGUUUCCUCAAGAAGAAACAGAAAAUCUCAUAUCACCAAUUCAUUUAGACAUUUUAAUAUUUUUAAUUGAAUUUUUACAACCUUUUAAACAAGCAAUUGAUGAUUUAGAAGAUUUCCAUUAUCCAACAAUCAAUUUAGUUUUACCCUGGUAUUGCAAGUUAUUAAAACAUACGCAAUCUGCUAUUAAUGAUACUUGUAUGAUGAGUGCAAUCAAAUCAAAAUGUCACAUGACUAUUAAAGAAAAUUUUUCUAUUCAUAUUCUUCAUAAAACAGCUACUUUUCUUUGGCCAGAAUUUAAAUGUCUUAAAAUGAUAUCAAAAUCAGAACAAGAAGAAGUUCACAAUGCCAUACGAAAUAUGAUCUCUCAAGAAAAAAUGGAUUCUAAAGAGGACUUGGUUAAUGAUCCUGAGCAACCAGAAAAGAAACCAAAGAUCUCUUUCUCAGAAUGGGAAGAUAAUAAUGAAUUGAACGAUGAAGUAUCAAAUUAUAUAAACCUGAAUACGGUUAUGUCAGAUGAGAGAGAUUUAUUAAGUUGGUGGUCUUGUAAGACAAAAAUUUAUCCCGGCCUGUCAAAAAUAGCUCGGAGCAUUUUAGCCAUUCCAGCUAGCAGUUGUUCAACAGAUUCCACUACCUCUCUUUCCGUGAAAGCAUUUAGAGAUAGGAGAUCUAUCCUAACUUCUGAUACCAUUGAUGGUAUUCUGUUUCUUCACAGUAAUCUUGGAUAAUUAAAAUAUACAAGUUAACUACAUUAUAAUGUUAAUCAUGAUUUAUUUUUUGUAAUUUUACCCUUAAUAAUUUCAUAAAUGUGUUUAGUAUUAUUAAAUCAACAUUAUCAAACUCCAUAUUAUUAUUGAACAUUUUCAUCAUUUCUCAUUAAGUUUUACAAUAAUAAAAUACAUUUUUUAAUUAUAAUUAAAAAAUCAGGAAAUUUUGAAUUUUUCAUUUAUUAUAGUCAUAAAUGUAUAAUAACAACUUUCAUCUUGAAUAAUACAGAAUAUUAAGGCUAUAAAUACAUUGUUAUGUUU
This is a messenger RNA of Centruroides sculpturatus (bark scorpion), 1605 nucleotides long. Its product is annotated as zinc finger protein 618-like. The record is from RefSeq and is a predicted model, not a curated record. Lineage: Eukaryota; Metazoa; Arthropoda; Arachnida; Scorpiones; Buthidae. The coding region runs from base 76 to 1305 and encodes 409 amino acids. Gene Ontology annotation, molecular function: protein dimerization activity. The transcript has a single exon.